AUGGACUUUCUCAAGUCAGCCGUCGCUUCUGCUAUCGCCAAAUCCAGCUCCUUUCCAGUGACCAUCGGAGACAGAAUUGAUAUUGGAGACUCCAUCUGGUCUCUGCACAAUGGCGUGAAGAAGGACGACAAUACAGCGUGUUGCCUGUUCAACUUCGACAUCAACUCAAACAAGUCGCGAUUACCCUUGGCCAAAAAUGCGGCGCGGAAAUUGCGAACACUUCGCCAUCCCGGCGUGAUUCGAGUAAUCGACGUGAUUGAGAACGAGACGAACAUCUACAUCAUCACCGAAAAAGUCAUUCCUUUGAGUUGGCACAUCAAGCGCAAGAGCCUAAGUGAAGAGACCGUCAAAUGGGGUCUCUACAGUGUUUCCUCGACAUUGAAAUUCAUCAACCAUGAUGCCUCCUCCGUACACGGUGCUGUCCGUGUCUCAUCAAUAUUUACAAGUGAGAGUGGAGAAUGGAAGCUCGGAGGAUUCGAAGUCCUAAGUUCGAUGAAUGAAGAUGAUGCCAUAAUCUACACUUAUGAAAGUCUGCUACCAGAUUCCAAUCGAUAUGCACCUCCGGAAGUCGUCAACGGUGGCUGGUCUUCCAUCAAAAAGAAUCCUUUGGGCGCGCCGGACGCGUAUGGUUUGGGGACACUUGUGUUUGAAGCAUUUAAUGGGGGCUUUGUGAGCAGCAACCAGUUAACACAGCCUGGCAGUAUACCCGCAAACAUGGUUCAGAGCUACCGAAGAUUAGUCAAUGCCAACCCGAAUUUGAGGCUGAGCCCAAGUCAUUUUGUCGAUCAAGGCAAAAAAACGGGAGGAUUUUUCGAGACUCCCCUUAUUCACAUUACCGAAGGAGCCGAAAGUCUGGGUUUGAAGAAUGAGCAGGAGAGGAACGAAUUUCUAGGAGAGCUCGACAGCCUUACGGACGACUUUCCCGAAGAUUUCUUCAAAAUGAAAAUUUUACCUGAACUACUCAAAUCUGUCGAAUUUGGUGGAGGGGGGCCCAGUGUCUUCGGAGCCAUCAUGAAAAUAGGAUUGAAGAUGUCCGACGAUGAAUUCGAAUCUCGACUGGGACCUGUUAUUCUCCGUCUUUUUGCCAGCCCCGACCGAGCCCUGAGGGUAUGUUUACUCGACAAUCUGCCGCUGAUGGUAGAUCGAAUACCGCCAAAAGAUAUCAACGGCAAGAUUUGGCCGGCCAUGACCACCGGCUUCACUGAUACGGCUCCGGUUGUGAGAGAACAAACCGUCAAAGCUGUUCUUUCGAUCAUUCCCAAACUGUCCGACCGAGUCAUCAAUGGUGAACUCCUACGAUUUCUCGCCAAAACAGCCAAUGAUGAACAACCUGGAAUUCGCACAAAUACGACCAUCUGUCUUGGAAAGAUCGCCAGGAACCUUGGUGUUGGUUCCCGGGCCAAGGUAUUGAUCGCAGCAUUCUCCCGAUCACUCAGAGAUCCUUUUGUGCACGCUCGAAAUGCCGCGCUAAUGGCUCUCAACGCGACGAUUGACGUCUUCAGCGAUGAAGACUGUGCCACAAAGAUCUUGCCUGCCAUCUGCAUCAGUCUGGUCGACAAAGAGAAACUGGUCCGGGAUCAGGCCAACAAAGCAGUCGAUGUCUAUUUGCAGAGAGUGCGGAAAUAUGCUUCAGCCAUGCCUGAUACCGUUCUUCCACCCGAAUCUGCACCGGGAGCUACCAAUGCCGCCGUACCAGCAAGAAUAGGAAACCAAAGCGAUACAAGUUGGGCAGGUUGGGCAAUUUCCUCUUUCACAAACAAAAUGGCUGGAGCAAAAGGUGAAAUGGCUCCGUCGACUGUCGCUAACGGAUCUACAUCACUACAAACGCAAUCACUACCUGCCUCGGGCCGCGCAACCCCCACAAUCAACGUGGUUCCUGAGAAAUCACCCAUUGGAUUAUCAAGACCGGCCACUUCAAACACGGUAAGGAGUUCGACCUCACAGCCGGAAGAUGCCCUCGAAGAAGACAAUUUAGAUGCGUGGGGAACAAUGGAUGAUGAUGGAGACAAUUUUUUCGACGCUUCAUCUAGUCAACCAACUAACAACACUGCAUCCUCUGCGACUCCUUUUGAUGACAUUGGUGAACCUGAUUUUGCCGGUUGGCUAGCCGCCCAGUCCAAGGCAAAGAGCCAAAAACAACUACCCAAGGGCUUAAGCAAGACCAAUACUACUGGAAGCACUUUGAACAUCAGACCAGCAGGCCCGGCAAGAAGUGUAUCUGCUGGAACCGGCACCAGUGAUAAUGUCAAGAAGCCAACAAUUGCUGGUGCAAGAACGUCCACCACAACUGCAAAGAAAGAAGUCAAGAAAGAAGUGCCGAAGCCCAAAGAACCAGACAUGAACGAAGAUGACUGGGGAGAUGCUUGGGACUGA
Rhinocladiella mackenziei CBS 650.93 is the source of this 2373-nucleotide messenger RNA. RefSeq lists its product as uncharacterized. The transcript is spliced from 3 exons. Gene Ontology annotation, cellular component: cytoplasm. Gene Ontology annotation, molecular function: protein kinase activity; ATP binding. Bases 1 to 2373 code for a protein of 790 amino acids. NCBI's taxonomy places the organism in Eukaryota, Fungi, Ascomycota, Eurotiomycetes, Chaetothyriales, Herpotrichiellaceae. The record is from RefSeq and is a predicted model, not a curated record. Gene Ontology annotation, biological process: tRNA export from nucleus; protein phosphorylation.